UUUCAAAGCGGACAGAAAUUUGCAUACAAAAAUUCCACGUGACUGCGGUAUUACAUGUUUAGACAGAGACUCGACAAAUCAGUUGCGUUUUGGUCGCCCGAUAGAAGACACAGGCUGCAAGUGGAGAAACAAUUCUGUCAGACGUUUGCAAUGAUGUUAUCGCAUUUGGCAAUACCCGUUGCCCUGUUGAUGGCAAUAGCCUUGGCUAAAGGUGAGGCUACUAUCAAAGCAACAUCAAUGAUCACACCAGACUGCAAGCGAGUAUUUUCUUACAAGGUCUAUGGAAAGGUGGAAAUGGUGCAAAAGGCCAGCGGAGGUGAAACAACAAUUACCGUUAAGCUCUGGGGUUUUCAACCAAACACAGUUCAUGGAUUUCACAUCCACGACAAAGGAGACAUCCACAGCAGAGGAUGUUUGAGCACUGGUGGACAUUACAAUCCAUUUGGAGUAAAUCAUGGCGCAAAAGACGAUAUUAUCAGACAUGUUGGGGAUCUUGGAAAUGUAAAGGCUGAUUCGAAUGGGGAAGUUCGGUUGACAUUCGAAGACAAGAUGGUGUCCCUCGUUGGCAAGUACUCAGUGGCAGGACGCGCCUUUGUUGUGCAUGCAAUGCAAGAUGACCUUGGUAGGGGAGAAGGCAGUCAAAGAGCUGGAAGUUUAAAAACAGGGAAUGCUGGGGCAAGAGUUGCAUGUGGAAUCAUUUAUUAUUCCUAAUUUUUCAAGCUCUGAGAUUUUUGUGUAUUCACAGUUUGAUUUGUUAUAUCAUUUCUAAAAACAAA
Rhopilema esculentum is the source of this 776-nucleotide messenger RNA. RefSeq lists its product as uncharacterized. NCBI's taxonomy places the organism in Eukaryota, Metazoa, Cnidaria, Scyphozoa, Rhizostomeae, Rhizostomatidae. Gene Ontology annotation, biological process: superoxide metabolic process. Gene Ontology annotation, molecular function: copper ion binding. The record is from RefSeq and is a predicted model, not a curated record.